Fusarium coffeatum is the source of this 861-nucleotide messenger RNA. RefSeq lists its product as uncharacterized. Gene Ontology annotation, biological process: tRNA-type intron splice site recognition and cleavage; tRNA splicing, via endonucleolytic cleavage and ligation. The transcript has a single exon. The record is from RefSeq and is a predicted model, not a curated record. Lineage: Eukaryota; Fungi; Ascomycota; Sordariomycetes; Hypocreales; Nectriaceae. The coding region runs from base 1 to 861 and encodes 286 amino acids. Gene Ontology annotation, molecular function: tRNA-intron lyase activity; nucleic acid binding. Gene Ontology annotation, cellular component: tRNA-intron endonuclease complex.
AUGGCUUCUUCGGAGUCUCCUUCAGUUCGGAUAUCCAAGAUCGCUGGACGAUAUCUCGUCUUCGACUCUGAAGCCGUUGGCUUCUUGCGUCGGAGCCAGAACAUCAAUGGUAGUCUCACUGGAACGGCGCCUCAGCAACCAACUCAGAAUAUUUUUCUUGGUUUGCCCAUCGAACUCCGCCCGGAAGAAGUUGAAGCGCUGUUACAGAAGAAGGUGGCUUAUCUAGUAGACGACGUAGCUGCUCAUCAAGCCGUGCUCCAGAAUCCCAGUACGGAAGCAAGAAGGCUGUAUCUUGAUUCGCUUAAAACAAGAAAGCAGACAGCUCAACACGUUUUUGCUGAAAAGAAUGCCAAGAGGGCUGCCGAAUCGGCUGAAAAGCAUAAGAAGACUCGCCAGCGUGCACCCCCUAGCAAUACAGACGAGGGUGCUAUCUCUGCAAGUGACACGCCUGAACCGAAUAUACAUCAACAGGAAUCUGCUAUCAAAACAAUGGGCGUCACCCCAACGUCCAGUGGACCUUUAAUUUCAUCCGAGGCUGAACGAAUUUAUCGAGCCACUAACCCAGCACAAGGUCCACUGUGUGGUUUCCUUCUCACUUCUGGUUACUAUAUGACACCCGGCCUACGGUUUGGUGCUAAGUACAGCGUUUAUCCUGGCGAUCCUCUCCGAUUCCACGCUCAUUUCAUGGCAAACCAAUACGAGUGGGAUGAAGAGAUCCCCGUGUUGGAUAUCGUAGCAGGAGGCCGACUCGCUACAGCUGUGAAGAAGGCGUACCUCAUCGGAGCACAGCAGCCACAGAUGACUGAGUCGGCUCAUGAUCAAAAGAUGAGAACCUUUAGUAUUGAAUGGGCAGCUAUGUAA